This is a messenger RNA of Prunus persica (peach), 3295 nucleotides long. Its product is annotated as disease resistance protein RPM1. The record is from RefSeq and is a predicted model, not a curated record. Gene Ontology annotation, biological process: defense response to other organism. Lineage: Eukaryota; Viridiplantae; Streptophyta; Magnoliopsida; Rosales; Rosaceae. Bases 155 to 2908 code for a protein of 917 amino acids. The transcript is spliced from 3 exons. Gene Ontology annotation, molecular function: ADP binding.
UAUCUCACUGGGUUUGCUAUUAGAGCUCAUUGACAGAGGAGAGAGUCCUGUUCUUCACAGAAUUGAAGCAAAUCAUUGCAUUUCUUUUAUGAGCUUUCCUAUCCCAUCAGAUCAGACCUAUCCAAGACUUGGGUUGCGUAAGAGGUGAAUCCAUAUGGACUCAGCUCCAACAGCUCUCUUGGUUGGCAAAAUUAUGGACAUUCUCGAGAACGAAGCAUACUCCAUAGCCGCUAUCCGUGAUGAAGUUGAUGAGAUUAAGCAGGAGCUGGUAAGCAUGACAUCCUUCCUAGAGGAUGUUGAGGGCCAGAAAACACAGACAGAAACACAGAAAGCUUGGGUCACAAGUGUCAGAGACUUAACCAGUGAUGUUGAAGAUAUCAUCGAUGAAUUCAUGUAUCAUACGUAUGAGCAGCAAAGUAGGGGACGAUUUGCAAGGUGGCUCCACAGGACCAUCCAUAUUCCAAAGAAUCUCUUCUAUCGGCGUAAAAUUGCCAACAAGUUACACAAAAUCACUAAAAUGAUCAAGGCCAUUCCAGAGAGAAAUAAGAGAUAUGCUCUUGAUGAUGUAGUAGGAACAAGUUGGGAUGAUAUUAGCAAAUGGGUCAAGAACCAAGCAGUGUCUUCUCUCUUUAUUAACGAAGAUGAACUCGUCGGGAUUGAUGGAAAGAAGCAAACAUUAACUGCAUGGCUGCUCCAUGAAGAGCAACACCUAACUGUUGUCUCCGUGGUCGGGAUGGGAGGAUCCGGGAAAACAACUCUAGUUGCCAAGACCUUCACCAACGAAACUAUAAACAGACAUUUUGAUUCUUAUGCUUGGAUCACUGUCUCCCAAACUUAUGUGAUUGAAGACUUGUUUCGGAGCUUGAUCAAAGAACUCCACCGAACAAGGAAAGAAGAUGUCCCUGCAGACCUGAUAUCCAUGAGCUACAGAGACUUGCUACAACUUCUGGUGAACUACCUGGAGUCUAAAAGGUACCUAGUAGUACUGGAUGACGUGUGGGAUAUCAAACUUUGGAGAGAAAUAAGGAUAGCACUUCCAGAUAGACAGCUUGGAAGUCGAAUCAUGCUUACAACUCGAAAAGAAGACAUAGCAUCCCAUUGUUUUGGAGUUGAAAGCCAUGUUCACUGUAUGCAACCGCUGGAAAAGAAUGAUGCUUGGGAGCUUUUCAGCAGGAAAUCAUUCUCUACCUUUGAUGGUAAAUGUUGUCCACCAGAGCUUGAAAAAUUAGCUUGGGAACUCAUGGAAAAGUGUAAAGGCCUACCUCUAGCUAUCAUAGCUUUAGGUGGUCUUAUGUCUUCCAAGAAAUCAGCUGCGGAGUGGAGUAAAGUCUACAAUGGCUUAAACUGGCAUCUAACAAGCCAUCAUUUGUUAGAGCCUGUGAAGAGCAUCUUGUUACUUAGUUUCAAUGAUUUGCCAUAUCGCUUGAAGCAUUGUUUUCUAUAUUGUUCCCUUUUUCCAGAAGAUUAUUUGAUUCGAAGGAAAAGGCUCAUUAGGUUAUGGAUAGCUGAAGGAUUUGUUGAACAUGCUAGAGGGGUCACACCUGAACAAGUUGCAGAGAGCUAUCUUAUGGAACUCAUUUUUCGUAACAUGCUACAAGUUGUAGAGAGGAAUGAAACCGGUAGGCCAAAAUCAUGUAAGAUGCAUGACCUUAUGCGAGAGCUUGCUCUGUCAACAUCUGAGAAAGAAAAAUUUUCUGUUGUAUAUGAUGGGAAAGAAGUACUGGAAGACAUUGGAGCCCACCGUUUGUCAAUCCAAACAACCCAAGGAGGAAUCAAAUCUUGCAUUGGUAUGUCACGCCCUCGUUCUUGUCUUGUAUUCGUUACUGGCAUAUUCUCAUUUUCUUUCUCAAAGUCAUUGCCUUCUGGAUUCAAAUUGUUGAGGGUUUUUGAUUUGGAGGAUGUCCAAAUUGAUAAGCUGCCACAUAAUUUAGUGUACUUAUUCAACUUAAGAUACUUAAGUUUGAAGGGAACUCAAAUUAAGGAGCUUCCAAAAGCCAUAGGACUGCUCCGCAACCUUCUGACAUUGAACAUCCUCAAUACUAAGAUCGAGGUACUUCCCAGAGGAAUUUCCAAGUUGCUAAACCUGCGCCUUCUAAUUAUGCACCGUCGUACUGGAGAGUAUAUGGCCUUCAAAACUGCCCAUGGGACAAGAGUGCCAUUUAAUAUUAGUAAGCUGAAGAAAUUGGAAGUUUUGUCAUGUGUUGAAUCAGAAGGAAACAUUAUAAGGCUCAUUGGGAAUAUGACUCAACUUACAAGGAUUGGCAUUACGAAUGUAAAAGAGAGAGACGCAAUGGACCUAUGUGAUUCAAUUCAAAAGUUGAAGCUACUUCAGUGCUUGGCUUUAAGGGUAAGUGGUGAGGAGGAGUUUCUUGACGUCAAUGCAUUAUCUUCACCUCCUCCACACCUUCGAAAACUUAUUUUUGGCAGCAAGCUGCAAAAGGUACCACCUUGGUUCUCUUCGCUCCAGAACCUUACAUAUCUGUAUCUUCAUUGGACGAGACUUGACGAGGAUUUACUACCUCAUAUUGAAGCAUUGCCAUGUCUGGGAAGGCUUUUACUUGUCAAUGCCUAUGUUGGUAAUGAGUUGUGUUUCAACAGAGGCUUUCCAAAGCUUACUAUUCUGGAGUUGUUUAAUUUCCCCUUAUUGAAUAAGAUAACUAUAGCAGAAGGGGUGAUGAGGAAUCUCCGGUUAUUAACACUUGCUAGAUGUAUGGAGUUAAAGGCAUUGCCACAGGGUUUUGAAUACCUUAGUAAGCUAGAAACACUUGAAUUGUUGUCUGUUUCAAUGCAACUUAUAGAGUCCAUACAAGAAGGAGGGGUGGAUCAUCCAACGGUAAAACACAUCACCGUCAUUACAAAUUAUUCUUUGAAAUGCUUGAUAAGAGCUCAUCAUAGUUCAUCCACAUGAAGAAUCUAGGCUGAGAGGUGAAGAUUCAAUCCUGUUUGCGCCAGGAAGAACCCUUUCUGUUGUGAAGCUGCAAACACUAAAUCUUAUUUUCUUUUGUUAAUGCUUGAAUCAAGUAAUACCAAGACUCUCUGCUCAUAGAUUGCAUUUUCAGUACUGUCUGUUUGUAUGUCUUGUAAUAUUGUUGGAGAUUGACUCACUUUAGUAGCAAUUGAUAACAGAUUUGAGCCAUGCAUUCUUUUUUGUUUCUUUUGUGUUUCAAUUGGUGAAAGAUAUGCUACUACUUCUGCUCAGGCCUGCAUAAUUUUUUCACAACACUAGCCUAGAAAUUCGUUUCUAGCUUUGAAGCUGUAAAUAUUUAGCCACCCCAUCCCCAGAAAUUUCAAUUCA